CAAAUGGGGUAUAAACAUUUGAAUCUGCUACAGACCUACAAAGUUCAGUUGGUGGGCGUCAAUUUGCCUUACAAUAAAUCUACCACUUUUCUAAUUCAGAGCAAGCACCAAAAUCAACCCUUAACCACAUUUCUAGUUCAACCCUGUAAAGAAUCCAAUACCUCCCGCGUUAUCUACAAAAGAAACGCUAUUCUAUCCAAGAAACACCCCCAAAACAGCAUCAAGAAACAAAUAAGAAACCAAAGAAAGGCAGAGUUUCGUGGCUAAAAGGCUGGAGAUCAGAACAACAUCAUCAAGAAGAAGAGCAGCAAUGGUGUUUCUAUAUCUUCUUCUUGCUAUCUUAAUGAGCUCGAUCGGUCUAGUGCAUGGACAAUUCUUGCCAAAUACACCCUCUGUAAUGGAAAAUGGAUCACAUGUAUCUGCAUUGUACUUAAUGGGUGAUUCUUCUGUUGACUGUGGAAAGAACAGUCUCUUUUACCCUCUCCUUCGCAGAAAUCUUUCUUUGCUUCCUUGUAAUGGGUCGGACUCCACCCUUCUUCCUCAUUUUCUAGCUCAGAAGAUGGGCUUGCCUAAUUCCCAGCCAUUCAACAGUCAGAAUGGAUCGAUUGAAGGGCUAAUAAAAGGUGUGAAUUAUGGUUCAGCGCAUGCAACAAUCAUAAGCCCCAGCAGCCAGAGCCACUCCACUUUUAACCAACAGCUGCGCCAAGUAUACGAGAGCUUCCAGUUGUUGCAGCUUCAGCUUAGACAGGACAUAGCCCAAGAUUUUAUCAAAUCCUCCAUGUUCUAUCUUUCCUUUGGAAAAGAUGACUAUGUUGACCUCUUUCUGAGGAAUUCUUCAGGCGUGAUGCUCAAGUACAGUGGCCAAGAAUUUGCUCGCAUUCUGGUCAACCAGAUGGUUCAUGCUAUACGGACCCUUUACGAUGCAAAUGUGAGGAAGAUCAUAAGCACAGGAAUAUUGCCGCUGGGAUGCACUCCACGCGUGGUAUGGGAGUGGUAUAAUUCAACUGCUAUUCAUCAUGGAAUGGGUUGUGUAGAAGAGAUCAACGAGAUGGUUUUGCAAUACAAUACAAUGCUUAAUGAGCAAAUUGUGGAGCUCAAUGUGGAAUUACCUGACGCUCAGAUAAUUUUCUGUGAUGUAUACCAGGGAAUGAUGGAGGUCAUAACCAACCCAACACUCUUCGGUACGAACCCUUUUUCAUUGUUCCCAUUUUUAAGGAAUUCUAGCCUGAAGCUGCUACACCAGUUGCUGCCGAUUUAUGCCUAAUCAUCCUCAAAGCCGUAAACUUCCUUGCUUUGAAAUUCUAUGAUUUUUUAAAAAUUAGUUCACUUCCAUUUUCUUAUCCUUAUAAUUAGCUUGAAUAGCUAGAUUGAUUUUUGUAUAUUGAUCUGCAAGAAGUAUACCAACUGCAAGUUCUUACAGAGUUGAGAUAGAUUUGAAAAUUUGUCACAGCUGUCGAUCGAUUCCUUUUGCCAUUCCUGCACCAUUUUACUAAGUUCUCGGUCCAUAGUAUCGAAGCAGCCACAUGAUUAUAUGUAACCUAAUAUGAUGUUACUGCUCCGAAGGUAAACUAGCUCGAGACGAUAACCCCU
Messenger RNA from Populus nigra (black poplar), 1590 nucleotides. RefSeq names its product GDSL esterase/lipase At5g37690-like. The coding region runs from base 311 to 1264 and encodes 317 amino acids. Lineage: Eukaryota; Viridiplantae; Streptophyta; Magnoliopsida; Malpighiales; Salicaceae. Gene Ontology annotation, molecular function: hydrolase activity, acting on ester bonds. The transcript is spliced from 2 exons. The record is from RefSeq and is a predicted model, not a curated record.